AUGUUGAGCUGGUGGUCGUCCUCGGCCAACUCUGCUCUGGACGAGCAAAUCGAAAAGGCCACGGGAAGCAGCUUGGAGGAUAUUGCUUUGAACCUCGAGAUCUCCGAUGUGAUCAGAUCCAAGACAGUCGCUCCUAAGGAGGCCAUGCGGUCGCUCAAGCGACGCAUAGGCAACAAGAAUCCAAACACGCAGCUGAGCGCUCUCAACCUCACCGACACGUGCGUCAAGAAUGGCGGCUCGCAUUUUCUGGCCGAAAUCGCCUCCCGAGAGUUCAUGGACAACCUUGUCUCCCUCCUGCAGGCUGUUGGUCCCGUUGCCGUCAAUGCAGAGGUCAAGUCGAAAAUGCUGGAGCUCAUACAAUCUUGGGCCGGCGCCACCGAGGGUCGACAUGACCUCUCCUACAUCGGAGAAGUGUAUCGAACGCUACAGCGGGAGGGCUACCAGUUCCCCCCUCGGGUGACGGUGGCAAGUAGUAUGAUUGAUAGCAGCGCGCCUCCCGAAUGGGCCGACUCUGACGUAUGCAUGCGAUGCCGGACACCGUUUACGUUUACGAAUCGGAAACACCACUGUCGAAACUGUGGCAACUGCUUCGACCAGCAGUGCUCGAGCAAGACGGUAGCUCUGCCGCACCUCGGCAUCCUUACCCCCGUCCGUGUGGAUGACGGAUGCUACGCAAAGCUCACAGGCAAGGGCUAUAAGGAGCUCGACCGAUCCCCUACAUACCCGCACAAGACUCGCAGCACGUCGGCCAUGCAGCCCCGGAACGCUCGUGUCGACGAUGGCUUUGAUGACGACUUGAAGAAGGCGCUAGCAAUGAGCCUGGAGGAGGUCAAAGGCGCCUCUCAUGGGUAUGCCGAGCCUUUGACAAAUAGAAACGAGCCAGCUGGCGGCUCGGUGGCAGCGAAGCAGGUCGAAGAGGAGGAUGCCGAUUUAAAGGCCGCCAUUGCCGCUUCUUUGGCGGAUAUGGAGGAGCAAAAGAAGCAACAUGCGGCGGCGCUGAAGCAGCAAACCUCGGACCCGACUAGUUCGAACUCGGCCAAAUUUGUCCUACCCAAGAACGAAUAUGAGUUGUCGCUUGUGGAGGCGGAAAAUAUCAACCUCUUCGCUACCCUUGUCGACCGUCUUCAGACGCAGCCACCGGGUACGAUCCUGCGAGAGCCUCAAAUCCAGGAGCUCUACGACAGCAUCGGAACGCUGCGUCCGAAGCUGGCAAGGACGUACGGCGAGACGAUGAGCAAACAUGAUACCUUGUUAGACCUUCACGCCAAACUGUCGACAGUCGUGCGAUACUACGACCGUAUGCUGGAGGACAGGCUAUCCAAGGCGUAUAGCCAACAGAGCCUCGGCGGCUACAACCUUCCGUCAUCACGCCAGCCACCGGGCCCAUACCCUUCGCUGUCCUCACCCGUGCCCGAGAAUGCCGCCGAAAACUUCUACACUGGUCGACAGCCUUCCCAGUACCACAUGCCUCCCGGCCAAGCUCCCUACCAGCAGCACCCACAACCAUCCCAGCAACCCCAGUUCCCGUACGUGCCUAGCGCCGGACCCCAGCCUGGUCAUGCGCCGCCGCCGCCGCAGCUUCUCCAGCGGAGAGAAAGCUGGCACAGCGGCGGACAACAGGUGCCUCAAGAGCCGUAUUCGCAGCAAUUGCCGCCAAUGGAUUCGGCGCAGAGAAUGCCACCCCCACAGCAGUCGAGCGCAUCACCUUCGGCGGAUCGUCGAGGAUCGUACUACUUCGGCCACAGACAUUCCGUGGCGUCGACCUCUGUACGUUCGGCAUCCGUGUCCGGUCCGGACGCCAACGCUUCGCCGUACCCCAACCUUCAACAGACGAUGCAGUACCAGUCGGCGCCACUGGCAACCCCUUCGCACCCGACGCCGGUGCAGGCUCAUGCUCAACCUGGGAUGCCCUCGCAGCCGCCGCAGCAGACGCCCCAGUUGCAGCAGACCCAACUUCCACAUAUCCAGCAGCAGCAGCAGCAGCAGCAGCAGCAGCAGCAGCCGCCUACUUCACAGCAGACAUACUGGCAACCACCGGCAUCGCAGCAGUCGACUCCACAGCAAGGACUGCAGCAAUCAUCACCGGCUCCUCAAUCGUGGGCAUACCCCGGUUAUACCCAGGAAUCUUUUCCGUCCGCUCCCCAGAAUGAGCCCAAAAAGAAACCCGUGGUUGAGGAGGCGCUUAUUGAGCUAUAA
Messenger RNA from Drechmeria coniospora, 2196 nucleotides. Its product is annotated as Vacuolar protein sorting-associated protein 27. Gene Ontology annotation, cellular component: ESCRT-0 complex. Bases 1 to 2196 code for a protein of 731 amino acids. Gene Ontology annotation, biological process: protein transport to vacuole involved in ubiquitin-dependent protein catabolic process via the multivesicular body sorting pathway; protein targeting to vacuole. The transcript is spliced from 5 exons. Gene Ontology annotation, molecular function: ubiquitin binding; phosphatidylinositol-3-phosphate binding; metal ion binding. Lineage: Eukaryota; Fungi; Ascomycota; Sordariomycetes; Hypocreales; Ophiocordycipitaceae. The record is from RefSeq and is a predicted model, not a curated record.